Messenger RNA from Purpureocillium takamizusanense, 2185 nucleotides. RefSeq names its product decapping endonuclease targeting mRNA (gene RAI1). Gene Ontology annotation, molecular function: mRNA 5'-diphosphatase activity. Gene Ontology annotation, cellular component: cytosol; nucleus. Gene Ontology annotation, biological process: NAD-cap decapping; nuclear-transcribed mRNA catabolic process. The coding region runs from base 711 to 1838 and encodes 375 amino acids. The transcript is spliced from 10 exons. NCBI's taxonomy places the organism in Eukaryota, Fungi, Ascomycota, Sordariomycetes, Hypocreales, Ophiocordycipitaceae. The record is from RefSeq and is a predicted model, not a curated record.
AUUUCCUUCCACACCCAUCCAUCAUCGCGUGGGCCUCGCCAUGAAGCGUCCCCCAUCCAUCCCUUGGUAAACGUCCCGGCCCCAUCCAUGCCUAGGUAUUGGGCAGCGGCGGCUCUUGCUUGCUGGUGGCUCUUCGUGCCUCGUGCCGACCCUGCUGCCAGGGACCAGGUUGAGCGCAGCCACUCAUUCUCAGCUUCGGCCCGGGGUGCGCUGCCCGUGUCGAAAUCCCAGACUCUAUUUGUAGUUACUCUAAAAAAGUUACUGCAUACUCAUACAAAUCCAAUCAUCAACGGGCAAUGACGCACUUGACCCAACGGGCUGUUGUCGCGCGAGAAAUCUGUGCAACUGUGCUUGGUCUGUUACUUGGUCUGCGCCGGUUCGGGUGUCGCACCGCAGCCUCCAAGUCUCUCCCUAUGCGGCUCCAGACUCUGGAGCCUCAAACAGUCGCAUCCACCAAGUCCCUUUUUCGCUCUCAUUCAACCUCCAACACCACACAAGUGACACGACCCCCCACGCCAACGGCGACCACCUGACGUACUCCCACGUCGCCUUCCAACUCAUUGAGCCGCUCAAAUUUCAAUUCACUCCCAGACCAGCGGAGGCCGCCGAUUCUCAAACCGCCGCAUCGUUGACUCUUUCCCGCCGCCAGCAAGCUUCGCCCUCGCUUCUGGGCGCGGGCACUCACUCACUCCGCUCCUCCCCCCUUCACCAUGGCCUCAAACUUCUCCAUACAGCCCGUGGGCCGAUUCGCCGGUCCCAGCCAACCCGUCAAGAGACCCAAGGAGUUUGCGUGCUUCUCGUACGACGAGAACCAUGAGUUCCACCUCGGUGACCGCUCCAUGAAGUGGUACUAUACACCGCGGCUAGGCGCCGACCUGUCCAAGGGCUUCAACUCGUUUCAAAAGCACGACGACUCGCGGGACGAGCACCUGGACAGCCUGCUCAGGACCAUCGUCGCCCACGAGCGGGAGACGGGGCAGAAGAUUGACGCCAACGUCGUCACCUGGCGUGGUAUGAUGACCAAGAUACUCGCCACUCCUUUCGAGCAGAACGAUGGAUUCGAAAUGAACGCCACUUUGUACCAGGGCUGCAUCUUCAUCGAGGAGAGCCAUGAGCACAAGAUGGCCACGCGGAGGCAAGAGGCUCAGCGGCCACCCCGACGGGGGGGUCCGCCACAAGAAGUGAUGCAGUUCUGGGGCUACAAGUUCGAGACGCUCUCCACCCUGCCGGCAACCUGGGAUGAGACAUCGCGCGAGUACAUCGAGAGCCGCGAGGACCAGGUCGUCAACAACAAGGAGCAGUACUGCUCUGUUGUCCGCACCGGGAUCGGCAAAGCCAUCCUCUACCUCGGCGGUGAAGUCGAUGCCAUCUGGGACUCCAAACCCCAGGAACCCGGCGCCCCCAUCAAUUGGGUCGAGCUCAAGACGUCGGCCGAGAUCCGCAAUCCAGGCGACCUGGACAACUUCCACCGCAAGCUCAUGAAGUACUGGAUCCAGUCCUUCCUCCUCGGCGUCCCCAAGAUCGUCGUCGGCUUCCGCACCCGCGACGGCAUCCUCGUCGACAUCAACGAGAUCGAGACGCACCGCAUCCCCGACACGGUCAAGGCGCGGCCAAACCCCCGCUGGGACGGCAACAUGUGCGUCAACUUUGCCGCCGCGUUUCUCGAUUGGCUGAUGAAGUCGGUCAACGACGAGGGCGUAUGGAGGAUACGCAGGCGGCCGCACUCUCCGGUCAUCGAGGUCUUCAGGGUCGAAGAGACGGGCCACGGGAACAUACUGACAGAAGAGUUCAAGAACUGGCGCAUUAAACUAGCCCUGGGCCCGAGCCCGGGAGACUGACCGAUCAAAGGGCGCCGGCCAAUACGCCGUGUAAACUACUUGUACGAAAUAUACCCACACAAAAGCGUCGCAGAACACGGUCGCAUGACAUGGCUUGUACUACCUCUAUGAGAUCAUCCUUUAUUUCACAAUGUGAUCGUACACUACCUACUUCGACAAGUUACGCAAUGAACACCCAGAAACCAGUUUUCCCCAACGCCGUCGCCCGUGGAAAGCAAAGACCAGGACCCCAAAAGACCCGGCAUGUCAUAAGAGGGCUGUCCCACAAAGGGGUUGCCAUGAGAGCAACAACCGAAUGCCUGUCAUGCUUUUCCAAUGCCGGGGUAUGCAAAUACAUGCUCGCUCCG